This is a messenger RNA of Carlito syrichta (Philippine tarsier), 629 nucleotides long. Its product is annotated as KRAB domain-containing protein 4-like. Lineage: Eukaryota; Metazoa; Chordata; Mammalia; Primates; Tarsiidae. Bases 217 to 600 code for a protein of 127 amino acids. Gene Ontology annotation, biological process: regulation of DNA-templated transcription. The record is from RefSeq and is a predicted model, not a curated record. The transcript has 5 exons.
UGACCCGGGAGGGCGGCUCCCAGCGCACGCUGGCUGUCGUCAUCCGCUCCCAAGGUCUCCGGCUCUUGGCGGUGAAGGUCAGAGUGCAUAACUGAGACCACUGCUCGCCACCUUCAGACGCCAGCGUCUCUGCCCCCUGCUUGGUCACUUAGGCUGAGGAGACCCAGGCUGAGGCCUCAGGAGGAGAUCGCCAUCCUUUGUCUGGAGCAGAACAGGAUGACCAUGUCCCAGAGGAAUGUGCUGCUGCAGGAAUCAUUGACCUUCAAGGAUGUGUUUGUGGACUUCAGCCGGGAAGAGUGGCAGCAGUUGGAUUCUGCUCAGAAGACCCUCUACAGAGAUGUCAUGCUUGAAAACUACAGCCACCUGGUGUCCGUGGGGUAUCUACUUGCCAAACCAGAUGUGAUCUUCAGGUUGGGACCAAGAGAAGAGUCCUGGAUGGCAGAUGGAGGAACUCGGAUAAGAACCUGUCCAGGUGAGCACACGCCAGGCGAGUCAGGCCAGGGAAAGGGGAAGUGUUUGGUUGGUGAGAGCUUGGCUUCUGGGAUAUGCUCAGGAGCUUUCCUCAGAGCCCCCAGACUUGUGGACAUGCCCCAGAUCUGAGGACACGAGCUGGUUUCAUAUGCAGAUGA